AUGCUUUUCGACCGAAUCUGGCACCCUCGAUCACCAAUACUGCUCGACUCUCCUUCUCUAGAGUCUGAAAUACUCCCUGCUGGGGAACGGAAAUUCGCCAUUAUUCUCCCUGUCGAUGACUCCAGCCAUGACCUCUGUAAGGUCGUUAGCAGUAUUAUCGCCUUGGGUUACCCCCCGCCUAUUCUUGUUAACUGGAAACGAGACUUUCAUACCGAUACUGAUGGGAUUGGUCCGUCGCAGCUGGCCAAGAUCACAGGUACCCUCAGCUAUCUCGAGUGGGCAAUGAGCCAAGACGCACCUGAGAGGCUGGGCGAUAGCGAUCUGGUUCUAAUGCUAGACGGCCAUGAUAUCUGGAUGCAAUUACCUCCGAGCGUCCUUCUUUAUCGAUACUUCAAAACCAAUCAACAAGCCAACAAGCGACUCAUCGAUAGGUACGGCUUCAACAAGGGCCUACUGCAGACGAUUAUUAUCUCGGCCCAGAAGGGUUGCGUCGCCCCACGCGAUACCAUCUCCAACCUUUACUGCCAGGAUCUACCUGAGAGUCCUCUCCCCCCCAACGUCUUCGGCUUCUUUACGGACUAUAAGAUCGGGAGAUGGAAAUAUAUGCGGCCUAAGUUUGUCAACAGCGGCAGCUUUAUAGGCCCCAUAGGCGAUAUGCGUCGGUAUUUUCAGCGCGUGAAGGAUAAGAUGGAUAGGGAUCUUGAUGAGAUUUCAUCAAGUAAGGACCUCGGUGGUGAUCAGGGCAUCUUUGCUGAGGUAUUUGGUGAGCAGGAGCUAUGGCGACAACACAUUAGUGGGACCAAGGCGGCGGUUAUACCGUCACCAAGCGAACUUGAGUACCACCUUGGUCUUGACUACACACAAGAGCUCUUCUACCCGACCUGCUACUCGGAGGAAGAUGGCUACUUUGUGCCUAUAGACAACCCGAGCGCCAUAGAGAGAGAGUCAAGCAAAGCGGGUGUCUCGCCACCGAGGAUAUGGGGUAUUCCCACAGACAUCUACAGGGAGGCCGAUAACCCGCUCGCCAAGCUAUCCGACGCGUCCAAGAAGGACCUCACCUGGGGUGAAGUGCCGCUAUAUAUUGACUUCUGGACGACAGCGAUUCCCGUAGCGAUACACCAUAACGCCUGGAGGAAUGGUCUUAAAAAUCGCCGAAUAACAUGGUGGGAUAAAACAUGGUACUUCCCAUAUCUACGGGAUCUGCUCAAGGUGCAGAUGCAGGCCAACGGCACAAUAGAGCCCCUCGCCACGCUCGAUGCCAAGAACGGAAGCCUUCAGAUCUGGCCGUAUGGUGAGGGAGGGCCUAAGGCGUCCCUACUGUUCGGUAGGAACAAGGAGACGAAGAGGUGGCAGCUGCAGCCGGCAGACUGGAAUACGGUCUGUAGAAGCAACAACAACGCGACGGCCGAAGCCAAGGCUGAGGCUCACUGGUAUGAUGAGGUUUUCCGGGAUGGCAAGGGGUCAUUUUAG
This is a messenger RNA of Fusarium falciforme, 1470 nucleotides long. RefSeq lists its product as hypothetical. The coding region runs from base 1 to 1470 and encodes 489 amino acids. Lineage: Eukaryota; Fungi; Ascomycota; Sordariomycetes; Hypocreales; Nectriaceae. The record is from RefSeq and is a predicted model, not a curated record. The transcript has a single exon.